Molecule: messenger RNA, 702 nt
Organism: Wallemia ichthyophaga EXF-994
Lineage: Eukaryota; Fungi; Basidiomycota; Wallemiomycetes; Wallemiales; Wallemiaceae
Product: Putative uridine kinase
Exons: 4
Coding region: 1-702 (233 amino acids)
Cellular component (GO): cytoplasm
Molecular function (GO): ATP binding; kinase activity
Source: RefSeq, a predicted model, not a curated record
AUGGAUCACAUCACCAACCGUGUAUUGAAUGAUAUUCUCUGCGAUUUGAAGGGAGAUAAUCGAAACAGCGUGUUAUUUGGCACACAGAGAUAUCUGGUCGGCGUCGGAGGAUUCCCCGGCUCCGGGAAGAGCUCCUUCACGAAGCAUCUCACAGAUAAACUCACCAGCCACGCCAUCAGCGCUGUGUGCGUGAGUAUGGAUGGCUGGCAUUAUACGCGUGAGCAGCUGUCUCAAUUUCCAGACCCAGCUGCUGCAUUUGCUAGACGUGGCGCACCUCACACUUUCGAUGCGCAAGAGUACACGCGCUUCAUCCACGCACUCAAGGAUGAACCCAGGGUAGCACUGCAAGCACCGACAUUCUCACAUUCGCUCAAAGAUCCGACGCCGGGGGGUGUGCAGAUCGAUGAGCACGUCGCUGUCGUCAUCGUAGAGGGCAACUAUGUCCUGCUAGAUGAGGAGCGGUGGGCCAGUGCAGCCCACACGCUAGACAGGAAGAUAUGGAUCGAUAUUGACCAAGCCAUGACCAAGCAGAGACUGGUAAAGCGCCAUAUCGAGUCGGGUAUCUGCAAGGACAUCCUCGAGGCGGAGGAGAGGGCCGAGAAGAACGACCUUGACAAUGGCCGCUAUGCAAGAAGCAAGUUGGUCGAGGGCACUGACGUUAUAGCCUCAGUGGAGGAUGCAAAUUUUGCCAUGGCACAGUGA